GCAAUCCUCCUCCUCGGCUUUUCCUUCAUUCAAAGCCUAAAAAUCUCACUUUUUUUUCCCCAAGAUUGCAUUUUUAUAGCGCACAGGUCACCGGCGGCGAUGAAAAACCAGGGAAGAAGAAUCGGCGACCAAAUAAGCCGUGUGAUCCGCGCGCCUCUCCGCGCUCUCUGCCACGCACGGAACCAGUACGUCCGCAGCAUGAACAGCGUCGCCAACCGCUUUCCUUACGGCGCUGGAGGGGAGACGAUGAGCUUCGCCUACACAGCCGGAGACGAAGCUAGGAGUUUCAGCAGCGCUCAGAUUUCUUCCGGUGAAGAGGAUUUCCGCGAGCUCAUCCGCGUCAGUUCUCAGAGCCGUGCAAUCGCCGACAGCGAGGCUGUUCGGCGUAGCCGGAGCGUGGCGGUGGGGCGGAUCGACGAGGACGGGCCCUGCUAUUUCUCCGGCGAGGUCGGGGUUGGGGAAAGUCUCAUCUUUCCCAGGAGCCGGACAUGCGGCGCCGGCGGGAACAGGGUCCUUGUCGUCCCCGUCUGAAAGUUUUGCACCAUUCUUCCUUCUGUUAUAUAUGUAAAGUUAAAAUAUUUCUGCUCCGAUCAAGUUGAUCGAACUUUGCUCAAAUUUAGAGUUUUUUUUUUCUUGGAACAAGUAGAGCUUUGGCUCAAUUAUAUAAAUAAAAAUUAAGAUUCUAUAACUUUGUCCAACAAAAAA
Dendrobium catenatum is the source of this 705-nucleotide messenger RNA. RefSeq lists its product as uncharacterized. The coding region runs from base 100 to 531 and encodes 143 amino acids. The record is from RefSeq and is a predicted model, not a curated record. The transcript has a single exon. NCBI's taxonomy places the organism in Eukaryota, Viridiplantae, Streptophyta, Magnoliopsida, Asparagales, Orchidaceae.